Molecule: messenger RNA, 4683 nt
Organism: Linum trigynum
Lineage: Eukaryota; Viridiplantae; Streptophyta; Magnoliopsida; Malpighiales; Linaceae
Source: the annotation of a GenBank genome assembly
AAACUUAACCACCAAGUAAUUAUUUAUUCUAAUAAUUAUCUCUAAUAUGAAUAUGGUAAUUAUAAUAGAAACCCGUGGAAAGUAGGUUUCUAUCAACGUACUCGUGUGACGUGUCCUCUCUCCAUACCACCAAGCUCUAGAGGGAGACACGUACCCCCAUUUUGUUUGCAUGGAGGCCUCUAUAAAAGGCCAAUUCGUUUCCAGAUUGAGGUAAGCAAAAAUUCUCAUGUAUAGACUCGUGAACUCUUGCUAUGAUUAGCGCAUAUAUUCAUUCCCAACUCCAUUCCCUCAUAUUUCUUUUCGAGGUCAUAUUCAUCUCCCCUCAACCCACUCACUAACUUCAGCGUCAAAGAGUAUUCAUGUCGAGAUCGGCCGACAUAUCCUUUUUGCAAGAGCCAACCGGAGCUGACAUCACGAGAGUAGUUCGAGGUGUAAGGCGGCCUUCGACCGACUCCGGUGCCCGGCAUAACAGAAAAACUCGACGUCAACUACAACCACGACAUCAACGAAUACUCAAUCACGAGAGCUUUCAAGAAUUCAGCUGAAGGCCUGAAAAGAGCGUGACAAAAGGGAUUUAGGAAGGUGGAAGUGAACGUGGAUUUCUCUGGUGCAAGUGCCAUCAUUAGGAACUAUAAAAGAUGCUAAUCAUAAUUCGUGGCCAAUUUCUUGGCUUAUUAUGAGCACCAUUUGUUUCCAUUUGGCACACAUUCUUCCUACAUUCCAUAGCCAUUGCCAAUUUGCCAUGAAUCAUAAAUAACAUGAUUGAUGCGUUUUGGUGUCCGUCUUUCUGGCAAAAGAAAUAAGAUGUGAGAUCACAUUUAUACAAGUUCCAAUAAAAAGCCUAAUAAUCCAAAAAAUGAAAACACAGAGAUGAAAAAUCCAAGAAAACUGAGCCAAUAAAAACAAGAGAGAUAGAGGAUGGAGGGACGGAUGGAUGGAGAGAGUAAAGAAACAAAGAAACCAGUUCCUAUCAGGCAAUAACUAGGUGGCAGAGCGAUUGGUCCAAUAUGAAUAUGAGCCAGUCGUUUCCCUCAGGCCUCAAGGCACCCGCCCUCGCCACCUCUUCUUCUCCUCCUUCUCCACUAUUCCAAUGUCCGCAGAAGCGCCUCGAGAUUCCCCGCAUCUCCAUCCCAGGUCCUAUUCCCUUCCGUCUUCCGCCAGAAACUCAGCAGCUCCCGCUCGACGACAUCAAUCUGGUGAAAUGAUGGCCGCAAGAGCUUCGGAUGAUCAGAAAAGAAUGGGGACGGUGAAAGCCGCUAUCAAUAUGUUCGGGGAGAGACUCUCCGACGGAACAACCACUAAGAAAUCACAGUUGGGGAAUUAUACUGAGUCGCCGUCAAGGACCACGGAGCUCCACAUGGCAAAGAGGGACAUAGCCAGGUACAGAGAGCGGAGAAGGACGGCCGAAUCCGUCAAAACCCAAGCAGAUAACGAGCUCUCCCAGGCGAAAAGAGCCGUGAAAGAUCUCGCUUCCCAGAUUGAGGAAUCCAACGCCAAAGUCAUUUCCAGAAACAAGGGCAUGGAGGAAGCGCCGAAGCCACCGCCGGCACACAGCUCCCCGGUCGAAGGCGAAGCCGAGAGCAGCGGACGGAAAUCCGACCGCUACCUGGAGGUAAUGAAGGAGCUGGAGUUCGUCAAACAGGAGCUCAGCAAGUUGAAGCUGGGCAUGGCGUCGGUCCUGCAAGAGAAAGCACAGGCCGAAAAUGUAGCCGCGAGCUCACAAUCGAAGCAGCAGGCGGAGGCGGAGGUGCUGAGGAAGGAGAUCGACGAGGCGAACGAAGAGCAAGUCCUCGUCGAGCUGGCGACCAUCGAGGCGUUGAAGGAGAAGGAAGAGAUCGAAGCGGGAAGGGAGAAGGAGUCUGCCGAAUUCUCCUCCGCGGUUGAGGAGAAGAGGAAGAAAAUCGACGAGGUAAAUGGAGAGAUCGAUAGCUCCAGAGAGCUGGAGUCGAAAUUGGCUGUCACCCUGUACGAUGCCAGCGUUCUGCAGACCGAGCUGAAGCUGGCGAAAGAGCUGGAGGAGAAGACGAAGCAGAAGAAGAAGCAGAUGCAGCAGGGAAGCGACGGACUGAGGAGUUCAAUCAGCUUCUCGAGGAGAGGAGUCGAAGAAGGAAACGGCGACAGUUCGUCAUUGUUGAAGUCGAUUACCGACGAAUUGGAGGCUGCGAAGAAGGAAUUGGCUACGGUGAAGGAGGAAGGGUUUCAGUUCAUGGCCUCCAUGGACAUAAUCAGGAACGAGCUCAACCACGUGAGGGACGAGGCAGCCAGGCUGCAGAAACAAGAGGAAAAGGCAGAUGCGACGGUGCUGAACCUGAAUUCGAAGCUUCUGCGGGGGAAAUCGAAGCUGGAAGCUGCAAUUUCCUCCGAGGAGAAGGCGAAAUCGAUCGUGGCGAAUCUGAACCUCACACUGGAGCAAUUGAAGACGGAAGCGGAGGUGGCGAAGAAGGAGAAGGAGCUUAUCGGCGACGAGGCGGCGAGCAUCAAGGCGGAGAUUCGGAAGACCGAGGCGGACAUUGACCUAACCGAGGGGAAAUUGGAGGUGGCGAUGGAGGAAUUGGAGACGAUCAAGGCGUCGGAGGCUGUAGCUUUGAAGAAUCUGCAGGAUCUGAUUGAGAACGCCGUGAGAGCCAGAGCUUUGGCCUCUCUGGAAGGCUCCUCGACGAUCAAUCUAUCGAGGUUCGAGUACGAGUACCUGACGGGGCGAGCGGCGAAGGCGGAGGAUAUCGCGGACAAGAAGGUGGCGGCGGCGCAGGCGUGGAUCGAAGCGUUGAAGGCGAGCGAGAAGGAGAUACUGAUGAAAGUGGAGAUGGCGCACCGGGAGCUGAGGGAGACGAGGGUGGAGGAAGAGAGGGAGGAGUUGAGGGCUGAGAGGGCGAUUCCGGCGGAGGAAGAGGCAAAGAAUCGGAAUCAGUAUCACCGGCAGAGCAAUGGAAACGCCGCCGGCAGGAAGAAAUCGAUGAGCGAAACUCCGAGGAGAGCGGCGAGAGCGAGCAGCAGCGGGAGCCUGACCCCGUCGAGGCGUUUGAAGCUUCGGACGGCUGAGUUUACACCGAGUCGGGGGGCGACUCGAUCCGUCUCGGUGCCUAUGAAAAAGAGGAAAUCGUCCAUUCCGAAUUUGUCCAGUAUGUUGAAGCGGCAAGAAGCUCAUUAAAGGAGGCCCGGCCCAACUUUGGGCCCAAGAGGCAAGAAGUCCGGGGGACUUCGUGCGUUCUGGUUCGAGAGCAGUUUGUCUCAGCAGUUAAUCACGUUUACUUUUUUCCAUUCCAUUUGCCAAAUAGCUGAAAAUUGUCAUAAUAUGUUGUUUUUUUCUUCUUCUUUCAAACUUUGAAUACCUGUAAUCUUACUGCAUUGGAAGUGUCCGAAAUAACAUUAAUAAUGUACUCAAGUGGCUAUGGUUCUCCAGUUUCCAUCGAUGGAUAUGAGAGGAGAAGCCAGAAAGAUGCUGAAAGAAUGCGGCUACCAAAAAUGUUGUUACAUUUGAGGUUUUCUUCGACAAAUUUGGAUGGAUUUCUGUCACUUGCCCAAUUACAGACUUACAGUGGUUAAUGGACUAUAGUCACACUGUUAAAUCACUCCAGAGGCCCCAUGGGCUACGUUCCCAAUUAUAUAGCCCAUGGCUGAAGUUGGGCUUGAGAAAACUGAUUAAACUAAUAGUUAGAGAUGGUAACGGGUCGGGUUGGGGAUGGAUAGUGCAUAUUCGUUAUUCUACCUAAAAUAGUUUGGGUUUUACCCAUAUCCACAUAAAAAUCGGGUAGAAAAUCAAAAUCAUGCACAUACCCAUACCUGUUCGGGUUUCGGGUAUCCACGGUUAUCUAUGGAUAGUAAUUUCUCGUUAUAACUUCAACCAACAUGUUAACAUUCACAAGAAUACUCACAUUGCAUAAGAGAAAAAAUACGACAAUAAAUCACUGGAAUGAAGAAAAUUAAUUAAAAUAUUAUACUUGUAUGUUAAAUAUAGAAUAUGUUGAGAAAAAUAAUGAUCAUUUCUAGACAAAAUAGACACGAAUGUGUAUAAUCGGGCGUGUUCGGAUCGGAUAGUGAAAAAAUCAUGUCCACUCAUUAUCCACAAUAUUCGGGUUCGGGUUUUACCCGUAACCACUAAAAAUUCUCCGAAUUCGGGUCUACCCUACUCAAUUAAGUCGAUUCGGACGGAUAUUCACGGUUGCGGAUACUUUUUCCAUCCUACUAAUAGUUGCCGUGAAAUGAUACGGCGUAUGUGGGUUGUAACUUGUACUUAGUACAUAUUUUUUUAUUUUAUAGGAAGUACUUGUACAUAAUGAAUGAAAGAAAUGGAGCUUCUAGAUGAAAGGGGUAAGGUGGCAGCUGGCAGCAUCUUCUUAAUUUGCCCCCAAUCGCAUAAAGUAAACUAAAAUGCUCGUGGAACAUGCAGCGUGCAAUGUCGUGUGAACAGCUGAACAAACAAUAUAAUAUAUUAGAGAUUUUGUGUUAAACAUGUGCAUGGCGAUGAAAUUGCGCUUCAAUUCUCCGGUUUGACAUAAUAAAUCCAGGCCACGCAUCCAAAACUUCUGCGGGAUGACCAAAUUGAACCGAAAACAUUUUUUAAAGGGAAAAAGGUCGCAUGCAAUUAGGAACGGUAAUGGUAUUUAGUAUUUAAUAUUAAAUUCUCGAAUAUCAAAUAGCAUACUCAACGUCUUUUCAAUCUCAAAAUAAAUUUGAUCUCAUUUU